AUGAAAAAUGAAUCAAAUUAUCACAAUGGUGGUGAAUAUAAAAUACCAAAUAGUAGUAAAAAUAAUAUCAAGAAUAGCAAAAAAAAUCCAGAAAUUCCAGAAAUUCCAGAAAUUCUAAAACGUAAAAGAGUUAGACGUUUAAAUGAAAAAGGGGAAGCCACACUUCAACCUGUUAAGGUUCAACGUUAUUGGCCAGAUAUUAAUAUUAAAACUACAACCACCACCUCUUUUAAUAAUGCAAGUGGCACAAAGAAAGUUCAUAUUUCCGAAAGGGAAGUAGCUGCUGAUCGAAGACGACAAAGGUUGAGAGAACGAGCUUUAGAACGACGUCGACAAGAAGAAGAAAGAUUGAAGGAAUUAGAAACAGCAGAAAAAAAUGCCGAAGCUACUCAAAUAGUAGAAGAGAAUAUGAAACAGAUUCUGAAGAUGAAGAUGAUCAAACAACAAGAAAAUUGCUUAAGCCAAGCUCACCGGGAAACAAUAUUAGAAAGGGAAAAGAUUGAAAAAUUGGCGGAAGAAGCUGAAACCAUGAAACUUAAAGAACGUGAAGAAAGAAAACAAGAAUCUCACAUGAUGGUUGCUAGUGUGGUUCAAAAAGAAAAACAAAAAGAAUUUGAUGAAGAGGCGAGUAAACGAGAAGUUGAAGAUAUUGAUGGUAUUGAUGAACAAGCUGAAUAUGAGGCAUGGAAAUUACGAGAAUUAAAAAGAAUAAAGACGGAUAGAGAAGAAAGAAGAGCAGAAAAAGAACGUGAAGAGAUAGAAAAGCGACGUAACAUGUCCGAAGAACAACGUAUGAAAGAAGAUAUGAACCAUGUAAAGAAGCAACGUGAAGAAAAAACCAAAGGAAAAUAUAUGUUUUUACAAAAGUAUUAUCAUAAAGGAGCAUUUUAUUUGGAUAAAGAUGAAGAUAUUUUCAAACGUAAUUAUGCUGCACCGACACCAGAUGAAGCAGUUCGUAAGGAGGUAUUACCAAAAGUUAUGCAAGUUAAAAAUUUUGGUCGAGCUGGACAAACUAAAUGGACACAUUUGGCAGAUCAAGAUACAACUAAGAAAGAUUCCGUCUGGAGUAAAAACACUCCAAUAAAUAGAUCAACGACAUCUAAAUUAGGUGGUUUACAUGGAGGAUUUGAUAAACCCACUUCUAAAAAACGUAAAACCGAAUAA
Diversispora eburnea is the source of this 1164-nucleotide messenger RNA. The record is from the annotation of a GenBank genome assembly. Lineage: Eukaryota; Fungi; Glomeromycota; Glomeromycetes; Diversisporales; Diversisporaceae.